UUAUCAUCAAAAUGUAUUUUUCUAAUAGUGGCCCUUAUUUUCCCUCAUAGAAGUGAAUGUAAAUGUAUUACUGCAUUCAAUUUAUUACAAAACGUAGUUUGAAAACAGUUUCACUUUCGGAAUCAACCGGCUGCGGGGGAAUGAGGGAGAGUUACAUUCUAUUUAUUUAUUCAUUCAUUUUUAAAGCAAUUUUAUUUGGUAAGGCCAACAAACAGAGGACAUUAAGAGAAGCAGGCAUAAAGGAGACAUGGCUGAAAAUACACAUUUCCAAAGAGGAAAAUAGAUAACAGUCUUAGUUGCUUUUGAAAAAUGUCCUAACAUACAGUCUACUGUGUGUAGAGCAGAUUGAAAUACAGUGAACAAAGGUUAUAUUUAUACGAAUUCACAUAUUUUGCCUUGAUAUAUAUUUGGUAUUUGAAAAUUAAAAUCGUUCUGAAAGACUUAUUUCUUUCGUAAGAGUCGCUUCUGAGCUCCGAUUGGUCAGAUUCAGAGCUUAAGCCGUUCUGAUAUGUUUGUGGAGGAGACCAGGUGUUCUCAGGUGUUCUCAGGUGUUCUCAGGUUCAGGUGUUCUCAGGUUCAGGUGUUCUCAGGUGUUCUCAGGUUCAGGUGUUCUCAGGUGUUCUCAGGUUCAGGUGUUCUCAGGUGUUCUCAGGUGUUCUCAGGUGUUCUCAGGUUCAGGUGUUCUCAGGUGUUCUCAGGUGUUCCGGUUUCCUCUUCUUCUUUCUCUCGUUUUAAAGCGCGAUGAUUGAGCUGAUGCUGCUGCUGCUCACCUGCCAUGUCGCUUCUCCAGCACUGCACUCUCUGAAGCAUGUCUACACUGCUUCCUCUGAGGUCCCCAACUUCCCCGACUUUGUGGCCGUCGUGUUUGUCGAUGGGUAUCAAACGGACCGCUACGACAGCGUCACCAAGACGACGGUACCCACACAGACCUGGAUGAGCCGGGUCAUGGCCGACGACCCGGAGUACUGGAAGAGGCAGACGUUGUACUGGGAAGGUCAAGAGCAGAUAGGAAGGGUCAACAUUGAGCUUUUAAAGGCACGCUUCAACCACACGGAAGGCAUCCAUGUGAUCCAGGUGUUGAACGGCUGUGAGUGGGACGACGAGACUGGGGACGUUUUUGGUUUUGGUCUGAUCAGUUAUAAUGGAGACGACAUCUUGAUAUUGGACAUGAAGGCACAGAGAUGGAUCGCCACUAAACCACAGCUUCUUAGAAGCCAACAUAAGUGGAAUAACGACAAGAGUUGGUUAGAAUUCAUGGAGCACCGUUUGACCAAGGAGUGCCCCGUGAGGCUGAAGAACAGUUUGGAGUACGGGAGGAGCACUCUGAACAGAAUAGAGCUUCCUUCUCUGUCUCUCCUCCAGAAGAUUCCGUCGUCACCAGUGAGCUGCCACGCCACGGGUUUCUACCCCGACAGAGCGGCGAUGUUCUGGAGCAGAGACGGAGAGGAGAUCCACGAGCUGGUGGACCACGGCGAGCUCCUUGAAAACCACGACGGUACGUUCCAGAUGAGCGUGGACCUGGAUCUCUCGCUGGUCCAACCUGAUGACUGGUGGAGGUACAAGUGUGUGUUUCAGCUCUCCGGGGUAGAGGAUGACCUCUUCACCAAGCUGGACCCAGCGGUGAUCAGGACUAACUGGGUUGAGGAGCCCGCUGACUCAACACUCCCCAUCUCGUUGUCUGCGGCGGUCGCAGUGUUCAUCAUCCUCACAGCCGCCGCCGGAGUCUCCGUUUACAAGAAGAGAAAAGCCAAGUGCAUUUCAAAUUCUCCUGACAACAUUGAGCUCUCUAAGAAACUGAGAGCAGAAUCCUGAUUCCACACAGACCUCAGUGCUCACAGUUUAUAGUAGAGGUGGACUGGAGCCAGAAGAGAUGUUGUCACAUCUGUAAUAGUGGAGAAAGCAGGUCAUUUAUUCUUCUCGCAUGAAACUGAUGUUUUUAAUUGGAUCCUAAAAUUUUAUCCAGAAACCUGACAGAUUGUUUGACAAACCUUUUACUCGGUGGAGGACUCAGGCUGUCUGAGGAGCAAAAAGAAUAAAAGGGCAAAAGUUUCAUGCGAUCGGGCACCAGAACGUUUUUUAGCAUGUAGAGAGGCCUAUUUGGCACUUAAUCAUGUUUUCUCCACCGGGAGGACACGUUAGAGGGCGCUUUAUUAUGUUUUCUCCACCGGGAGGACAAUUUAAAGGGCACUUAAUUGUGUUUUCUCCACUUGGAUGUCACUUUAGAGGGCACUUAAUCACGUUUUCUCCACUGGGAGGUCACCCUAGAGGGCAAUGUAAUACGUUUUCUCCACCAGGUGGACACUUUAGAGGGCACUUUAUCAUGUUUUCUCUCCUGGAAGGUCGCCCUAAAGGGUGCUUUAUUAUGUUUUCACCAACAGGUGGACACUUUAGAGGGCACUUUAUCAUGUUUUCUCCACCGGGAGGUCACCCUGGAUGGCGCUUUAUUAUGUUUUCUCCACUGGGAGGACAUUUAAGAGGGCACUGUGCUAUUUUUUAUCGACUGGGAGGACACAACAGAGGGCCCCUUAUGGUGUUUUCUCCACUGGAAGGAAACUUUAGAGGGCACCUUAUCAUCUUUUCUCCACUCGGAGGUCACCCUGAAACCGUCAAUUGUUUCUGUUAAAUGGUGUGAUGUUAUGCUUAUUUUCACAUGAAUGGACACACUCACAUUUGCUAACACAUGUUUACAGAUGAACACAAACACAACGCAUAUAAAAAAAUAAAAAUAAAAACAUUUUCUUUAAAUAUUCUCUCUCAAAUGUUUCUAUUAAACAGAGUUUGGUUCAAAGCGGUACUUUGUGUUGGAUUACAUUUGAACCAAAUUUAAGCCAAAUAUAACUAUUAUAUUUUAUCUUUUGAUACUUAGAAAGUGUUGACAAUAUGUUGUUUAAGAUUCAAAUAAAAAUAUAUAUUUACAUUUUAUAUUUUUAUUUUACACGAUCCGUGCUGCAUUUGUAGAAAGUCUCACUGAAAGCUAAAUAAAUAAAACCAAGUAUAGCUCCUGUAUUGAGAGUGUCCACAGUAAAUGUAAAACCUGCUGCUGUUAGUGGUGGUUAUUAAACAAUAACAUUUUACAUUAUCACCCGAUCCUGCUAAUAAACAACUUGGCUGUUAGGGUCUACGUUGUGAUAAUCUUCAUGAUCUAUGUUUAUUGUUAAAGAGGAGAGGCGAGCAGUUUCCAGUUUAAACUUUUGAAAUGGAUUGUCAUUAGUGUUUCCAUGGUUUUUAUAACUUAUUUGAAUGUUGUGAGGGAUGAAAUAACAUAAUUAUAACUAAACUUGAUGGUUCCUCCAAAUAUAUAUUUACACAUACUUUGGAAUAUAUACAUUUUGAAGAGUAAAACACCGUUUGUCAUUGUGUUGUUUUUUUGUUUGUUAAAGAUAUCUGUGAACAAGGAAAUGUACACCAACUAAGAAUGGUUGAAACUUAACUUUAAAAUGCUGGACAAGAAAUACAAACAGUCUAAAGUGCAGUUUGCUGUUUUGCUUUU
Molecule: messenger RNA, 3490 nt
Organism: Anoplopoma fimbria (sablefish)
Lineage: Eukaryota; Metazoa; Chordata; Actinopteri; Perciformes; Anoplopomatidae
Product: major histocompatibility complex class I-related gene protein-like
Exons: 9
Coding region: 742-1812 (356 amino acids)
Biological process (GO): immune response
Cellular component (GO): external side of plasma membrane
Source: RefSeq, a predicted model, not a curated record